Molecule: messenger RNA, 1380 nt
Organism: Pocillopora verrucosa
Lineage: Eukaryota; Metazoa; Cnidaria; Anthozoa; Scleractinia; Pocilloporidae
Product: centrosomal protein of 19 kDa
Biological process (GO): microtubule anchoring at centrosome; trans-Golgi to periciliary membrane compartment transport
Cellular component (GO): ciliary basal body; centriole; centrosome
Source: RefSeq, a predicted model, not a curated record
CAACACGGCAAGAGACAAACAAACAAAGUAUGUGUAGGGCACAGAAAAGUUGAAAUAGGUUUGAGAUGUUCACACCCCGCAAGUGCGGUGUUAAGUACGAACCUCCAACGCUGGUAGUUUACUAUGAGGUCAAUCUUUCAGGAAAAAUACGCAAGAGAUCAAUGCCAUUAAGGAAGUUAAGUAAAGAUUCAAGUAUAUCAGAAGUGGUGAAUGAUUUAAAGGAAAGCUCAAAGCAUGCUAAAUAUUUAGAAAACAUCUCAGCCAAACAGCUUGAGAAUCUGCUCACAAGAAUCCAGAACAACAUGGAAGGGAUUGAUACUUUGCCAUUUUUAAACCCAUCGACUAAAAACACUGACCAUGAUGAAGACCUUAAUAAACUGGAUGACUAUGAACUUGAUAAGAGAAAAGCUGACAUGGAUAAAGAUUUUGAAAAGAACAGACUUAGACCUGGAGAUGAUGGUUUUGUAUAUGAUAAAGAGGUGGAUUUUACUGCAGGAAAAAUGGAAUCAGGAUGGGAUGAUGAAGAUGAAUAUUCUGAUCCAGAUUUCUAAGUUAUUGUUUUGUUAAAUUAUACACCAUUUCAAUUGUUUUUUAAUUUUUAACAGGAUGUCCUACUUUAUUAUUGGGUGCAUUUUCCCCUAAUAUUCCAUGGUGAAUUUUGUAUUUAUAAUAGUUGCAUUGCAGCAGGUACGCAAUGUUUAUCAUGAAUUUUGCCCUCUGAACGUGAAAAAAAAUUGUAAAUUUUUGAAAAUUUUGGGUUCCAAUAAGAUAUUCCCUCCCUUUAGCAUGUCCCCUUGCAAGAAAAGAGCAACAGAAAAAAAAUGGUCAGUAAUUAUUUGAGAUGAUGUGGUUUUAUCUUCUUUAAUUUUCGUACUUCUGCAUAGUGCCAUUCACCAGAAUGAUUGAAGCACUAAUAAAUAGAAUUACUCACUCACUUACAUACCUGCUUAUAUACUUGUUUACCCACUUAUCUACUUGUUUACUUUGAAUAACACAUUCCCCUGUGAAAUGCCACUAUGAUUUUCCAGUGAUAUUCCAGUGAUAUUUCCAGUUCCUCAAAAAUCGUGAUCACUUUAUAACUGACAAUGUAAUCUGACCUUCAAGUAGACCUUUCAAAUGAAUCUCUCAAAGAGUUUCGCGGAUUGUAAAGUGCAUGAUGGUGUCUACAAAUAGGUCAAGUUGGAGAAUUGCCCCCACCCCCCCCCCCUUCUCAUGUAAAGCCACACAGCUGUAAGAAGUUUGACUUUUUCAAGUGAAAUUCACUUUGUGGUUGAGAAUUAACCAAAUAGAUUGUCACAACUCACGAAUUGCAUUACACCAGACAAUUAUUAGAGUAACUGCUAUUACUCAACAGGGGAAAUAGAAAGGUACCAAUCUCUC